UGCUGUGGUGGGAUUCGAACCCAGGUCCCCAGAGGAUAACUCUGGAUCUCUGGAACACUGGUCUGGUGACAAUACUACUAUUCCACUGCCUCCCUUUGAUGGAAGAAGAGUUGGAGCCUCUACCAUCGCUAUCCAUAGCUCCAGGCUACAACAGGCUGGCUGCUUCCUCACUCGCCCCUGAAUGUUUGGGAUCAGGACCCUCUUGGGCCUCAGCGUAAUCGCAUCAUCGCGCGUCGUUGCUCGCGGCGCAGGACCGGGCAUCUCCCGGGCACUGGACUUCCUCUGCCCCAAACCGCAGUGGUGGCUCCUACCUGGGAAAAUGGAUCCCAACUGCUCAACUCUGGGCGAGAAACCAGUGAAAUUCCUUAGUCAGGAAGAGGCCCAAGCCAUUGACCAGGAGCUGUUCAACGAGUACAAAUUCAGCGUGGAUCAGCUGAUGGAGCUAGCGGGCCUAAGCUGUGCGUCGGCAAUUGCCAAGGCCUAUCCUCUGUCGUCGCUUCGGAAACAAACUCCCACCGUGUUGAUAUUGUGUGGACCUGGCAAUAAUGGUGGAGAUGGACUAGUGUGUGCAAGGCACCUCAAACUCUUUGGCUACGAACCCACCAUCUUCUACCCAAAGCGCCCAAGCAAACCCCUCUUCGAGGCCCUCACCACGCAGUGCCAGAAAAUGGACAUCCCCUUCCUGACGGAGUUCCCUUCAGAGGCACUCUUCAUCGACGAGGUGUACAACCUGAUUGUCGACGCUAUCUUUGGGUUCAGCUUCAAAGGGGAAGUGCGCGAGCCUUUUGCCGCCAUCUUGGGUACAUUGGAGGGGGUGACCAUCCCCAUCGCCAGUGUGGACAUCCCAUCAGGUUGGGAUGUAGAGAAGGGUGGCCCCGGUGGGAUCCAGCCCGACCUGCUCAUCUCCCUCACUGCGCCGAAGAAAGCCGCCGCCCACUUCCACGGGCGCUACCAUUACCUGGGCGGCCGCUUCGUACCGGCGGCGCUGGAGAAGAAAUACGGCCUGAACCUACCCCACUACCCUGGGACCGAGUGCGUCCGCCAGCUGCUGUAAUACCUCCAACACCCAUACAGGGGGCAGCGGCACCACCAGACAGCUGGUUGGAGGAUUCACCCCUCCCCUGCAUGAGCUGGGGUUGAACAGCCUCAUCUUCCCUCUCCCUCCUUGGCUCCCUCUCCCUCCUUGCUCCCUCUCUCUCUCUUCCCGUUCACUCCAGCUAUUAGUGGGAUUUUUGAUGCGGGGGUGGGUUUCAGGAGGGGGUGGUUUAUAAAACCUGUCUUUGGUUUGGCCUGGGGGCAGGAACCCAGGAUCCAGAGGGCAGCAUCAUCAGCGCGCCACAUUGAAUUAAAACAAACUCUUGCUUGGAAUCAAGGCUGUAAAGUGAAGCAGCACAGAAAGAGGCCAUUCAGCCCAUUGAGGCUGUGCUGGCCCUUUGAAAGAUCUUUCCAAGUAAUCCCACUCCCCCACCGCCCCCUGCUCUUUCCCCCCCAUAUCCCUGCAAACUGCUUCCCCUUCACGUAUUUAUCUGAUUCCCCCCGCCUUUUGAAAGUUCCUAUUGAAUCUGCUUCCACCGCCCUUUCAGGCAGCGCCUUCCAGAUCACAACAACUCUUCUAAACUCUUCUAACUCUUUUUUUAAAAAAAACUCUUCUCAUAGGAACAUAGGAGCAGGUAUGAGGCCAUUCAGCCCAUCGAGCCUGCUGCGCUUCAAUAUGAUCAUGGCUGAUCAUCCGCUUCAAAUGCCUUUUCCCCCCACGCUAUCCCCCAUAUCACUUUGUGUCUUUGGCAUUCGGGAGUCUGUCAAUCUCUACUUUAAACGUACUCAGUGGCUGAGUUCUUACAACCCUCUUGGGUAGAGAAUUGCAAAGAUUCACCACCCUUUGAGUAAAAAAACAAAAUUCCCCUCAUCUCGGUCCUAAGUGGUUUGAAAUUAUGCCCCUGGGUUCCAGACUCCCCAACCAGGGGGAAGCGUCUUACCUGCAUCCCUCCCCACCUCUGGUUCCCUUCCCGAUUCUCUUCAAUCUGUGUCCCCUCUGGUUACCGACCCUCCUGCCCAGUGGGAACAGUUUCUCCUUAUUUACUCUGUCCAAACCCCCUUCCUGAUUCCGAACGCCUCGAUUCAGUCUCCCCCUUAACCUUCUCCGCUCUAAGGAGAACGAUCCCAGCUUCUCCAGCCUCUUUCCCCGCCCCCCUCCCGAGUGACGUUCUUAAAUCUCGCCUGCGUGCCCUCGAAGGCUUUGAUUAUUUUAAAAGUGUGGCAGCGAGUGCCGGAGUUGGAUUUUGUUUUAAGCAGCUACUGGUAGGAAUAGACGAGCUGCCUGAGAUCUCUCAAAUGUGUUGCUGCCGGGUGGGAUGUAUUUUUAUAUAUAUAUAUAUAUAUAUAUAUAGCAAAGGGAUCCUCGCAAGGAGCCUGAAUGGGUGCUUUUGAUGGUGUUGCCCGGACGGUCGCAGGAAUUCUCCUAUAGCACCGGAGGCGGGUAUUCGAGAACGCGUUCCGGACACGCUCGCUUUCUUGCACAAGACUCGGGCUGAAUUUGACUGGCUACCAUACAAUAAAAGGAGUGAGUGAAACGGC
Messenger RNA from Carcharodon carcharias (great white shark), 2574 nucleotides. It is a transcript of the gene naxe, whose product is annotated as NAD(P)HX epimerase. Gene Ontology annotation, cellular component: mitochondrion. Gene Ontology annotation, molecular function: NAD(P)HX epimerase activity. The coding region runs from base 182 to 1054 and encodes 290 amino acids. The transcript has 7 exons. The record is from RefSeq and is a predicted model, not a curated record. NCBI's taxonomy places the organism in Eukaryota, Metazoa, Chordata, Chondrichthyes, Lamniformes, Lamnidae.